GCAGAUGGAGCUGGACCAGAGGACGACCGGCGGCCUCCACGCCUACCCCGCGCCCCGCGGCGGGCCGGUGGCCAAGCCCAACGUGAUCCUGCAGAUCGGGAAGUGCCGGGCGGAGAUGCUGGAGCACGUGCGGAGGACCCACCGGCACCUGCUGACCGAGGUGUCCAAGCAGGUGGAGCGGGAGCUGAAGGGACUGCACCGCUCGGUGGGCAAGCUGGAGAGCAACCUGGACGGGUACGUGCCCACGGGCGACUCACAGCGCUGGAAGAAGUCCAUCAAGGCCUGCCUGUGCCGCUGCCAGGAGACCAUCGCCAACCUGGAGCGCUGGGUCAAGCGGGAGAUGCACGUGUGGCGGGAGGUCUUCUACCGGCUGGAGAGGUGGGCCGACCGCCUGGAGUCCAUGGGCGGCAAGUACCCGGUUGGCAGCAACCCCUCCCGCCACACAGUCUCCGUAGGUGUUGGGGGUCCCGAGAGCUACGGCCAGGAGGCUGACACCUACGACUACACCGUCAGCCCCUAUGCCAUCCCCCCACCACCGGCCGCAGGCGAGCUGCCCGGACAAGAGGCGGUGGAGGCCCAGCAGUACCCACCCUGGGGGCUGGGAGAGGACGGGCAGCCAAGCCCUGGCGUGGACACGCAGAUCUUCGAGGACCCGCGGGAGUUCCUCAGCCACCUGGAGGAGUACCUGCGCCAGGUGGGCGGCUCCGAGGAGUACUGGCUGUCACAGAUCCAGAACCACAUGAAUGGGCCGGCCAAGAAGUGGUGGGAGUACAAGCAGGGCUCAGUGAAGAACUGGGUGGAGUUCAAGAAGGAAUUCCUGCAGUACAGCGAGGGCACGCUGUCACGAGAGGCCAUCCAGCGUGAGCUGGACCUGCCGCAGAAGCAGGGAGAGCCACUGGACCAGUUCCUGUGGCGCAAGCGGGACCUGUACCAGACGCUGUACGUGGAUGCCGAGGAAGAGGAGAUCAUCCAGUACGUGGUGGGCACCCUGCAGCCCAAGCUCAAGCGCUUCCUGCGGCCCCCGCUGCCCAAGACCCUGGAGCAGCUCAUCCAGAAGGGCAUGGAAGUGCAGGACGGCCUGGAGCAGGCGGCCGAGCCCGCCAGCCCCCGCCUGCCCACCGAGGAGGAGAGCGAGGCCCUCACGCCAGCCCUCACCAGCGAGUCUGUAGCCAGUGACCGGACCCAGCCCGAAUAG
Messenger RNA from Mesoplodon densirostris (Blainville's beaked whale), 1195 nucleotides. RefSeq names its product activity regulated cytoskeleton associated protein (gene ARC). The record is from RefSeq and is a predicted model, not a curated record. The transcript has a single exon. Gene Ontology annotation, biological process: modulation of chemical synaptic transmission; positive regulation of AMPA receptor activity. NCBI's taxonomy places the organism in Eukaryota, Metazoa, Chordata, Mammalia, Artiodactyla, Ziphiidae. Gene Ontology annotation, molecular function: mRNA binding. The coding region runs from base 5 to 1195 and encodes 396 amino acids.